Fragaria vesca subsp. vesca is the source of this 2445-nucleotide messenger RNA. RefSeq lists its product as uncharacterized. The transcript has 13 exons. The record is from RefSeq and is a predicted model, not a curated record. The coding region runs from base 1 to 2271 and encodes 756 amino acids. Lineage: Eukaryota; Viridiplantae; Streptophyta; Magnoliopsida; Rosales; Rosaceae.
AUGGCCGGCCAAUUCUCCAGCUGCGUCGAGUACGGCCUCGCGAUCUCCAAGCGGAUACUCUACGGAAAGGAGUCGGUUCCGGCUCCGCCGGCGAUGUCGAGGUCGUCGUCCCACUCGUCCCAGUCGAGGCCGUCGCCGGAGCAAGGCUACUUGCCGGAGUCUCCGAUGGUGUACGCGGCCGUUUCCGACCCGGCGAUCGUCGACAAUCCGGACAUUCCGAGCUACCAGCCCUACGUCUACGGCCGCUGCGAGCCGCCGGCGCUGAUACCUCUGCAUAUGCACGGCGUGGCUUUGGAGGUUGAGAGCUAUCUGGAAACUGCGUUCGUAACGGUGACCGGAAAUUGGCGCGUGCAUUGUAUCUCCACGGGGAAGAGCUGCGAUUGCCGCGUGGCGGUGCCGAUGGGGGAGCAGGGUUCACUUCUAGGUGUAGAGGUUGAUGUCACCGGAAGUUCGUACCGGAGUCAACUGAUCACCACAGAAGGCGCACCGGAUAGUCGGAAAGUAGCCAAAGAGGGAUACUUUCUUAAACGUCACAUAUACACCUUAAAAGUGCCACAGGUUGAAGGGGGCUCGUUUAUUUCUUUGAAAAUCAGAUGGUCUCAGAAAUUGUUAUAUCAUGAUGGCAAGUUCUGCCUCAGUGUGCCUUUUAAUUUUCCAGCAUAUGUUAAUCCCCUUGGGAAUAAGAAUACCAAAGGAGAGAAUAUUUCGUUGAGCGUGAAUAUGGGUGCCGAUGCAGAAGUUUUGUGCCAAAUUACAAGCCAUCCUCUUAAGGUGGUGAGGCGCCAUAGCGGUAAAUUGAGCUUGUCAUAUGAAGCACAGGUAGCAGCAUGGUCAAGUGCAGACUUCAGCUUUUCAUAUAUUGUUAAAACGAAGGACGUGUAUGGUGGCGUGUUCUUGCAAUCUCCAACUCUUCGUGAUUUUGAUGACAGAGAGAUGUUUUGCUUCUAUCUGAUCCCUGGGAAUAGCCAUACUUGGAAGGUUUUCAAAAAGGAAGUUAUAUUUAUCAUUGAUAUAAGUGGAAGUAUGGUGGGUGGCCCUCUUGAGAAUGCAAAGAGUGCAGUAUUGGCAUCACUUUCUAAUCUCAACCACGAAGAUACCUUUAACAUAAUUGCUUUCAAUGGAGAGGUUCACUUGUUCUCAUCAUCAAUGGAGCUAGCAACAAAUGAAGCAUUGCUGAAAGCUAAGAACUGGGUCACCGCUGAACUUAUUGCAGAUGGUGGUACAAAUAUUUUGCUUCCCCUUAGACAGGCUAUGAAGUUGUUGGCCAAAACUGCUGAUGCAAUUCCUUUCAUUUUCCUCAUUACUGAUGGUGCUGUCGAAGAUGAAAGAGAGAUUUGCAAUAUGAUGAAAGGAUAUCUGACAAGUGAGGGCUCAACAUGUCCUCGAAUAUCUACUUUUGGCAUAGGUUUGUAUUGUAAUCAUUACUUCCUGCAAAUGCUAGCACAAAUCGGCAGGGGCUAUUAUGAUGCUGCUUAUAAUGGAGAGUCAAUUGACUGUAGAGUGCAAAGGCUAUUCACAAGGGCAUCAUCAGUGACUCUUGCCAAUAUAACCGUGGAUGCUUUUGAACAUCUCGAUUCACUUGAGCUGUUUCCAUCUCAUAUGCUGGAUCUUUCAUCUGGGAGUCCAUUGAUAAUAUCUGGCAGAUAUGAGGGACGCUUUCCUCCCUCCAUUAAAGUUAGUGGUACCUUGGCUGAUAUGAGCAACUUCGCCACAGACUUGAAAGUGCAAAGAUCUAAGGAUUUCCCACUUGAUCGGGUGCUUGCGAAACGGCAUAUUGACAUGCUUACAGCUCAUGCAUGGUUGUUAGGAAGUAAAGAUCUUCAAGAGAAGGUCUCCAAAAUGAGCAUUCAAACCGGGGUCCCAUCUGAGUACACUAGCAUGACACUGGUGCGGACUGAUAAGGGAAAGAAAGCACUGGAAUUAACUCGGACACAAGAGGUCUACAUAAAGGUUAUUCAGCGGACCAAGUCAGAGUCAUGUAGACAGAAGGACAUAAUCCUUGGAAGCCUGGGUGUUGGCUUUGGUAACUUGGUUGCAACAGUGGAGAAUAAAGCACCCGAAAGCGAAGAACCAAAGCCUUCUGAUGUUGCAGAAGUGUUGGUUAAGGCUGCAUCCACCUGCUGUUGUAGAGUACUUGAUCGUAUCUGUUGCAUGUGCUUCAUUAGGACUUGUACCCACGUAAAUAACCAGUGCGCAAUCGUUCUCACACAGCUCUGCGCUGCCCUUUGCUGUUGUGAGUGCUUAAAUUGUUGCUUUGAACUAUUUUCUUGACGUAAUGGUAUAAAAUUACAGUGAGUGAAUGUGAAGUACAAUAAUCCUUAAGCUUCAUAUAUAUAUGUAUAUGAUCCUUAUGCCCUUAUGGUAUUGUUGGUUGAAAAUCUCUGUCAACUUCCCUGCAAUUAGCCCCUUUUUUCAAUGAAAGCCAGUGUCGAAGUGUUUUGGUUC